Penaeus chinensis is the source of this 1482-nucleotide messenger RNA. RefSeq names its product annetocin receptor-like. Bases 1 to 1482 code for a protein of 493 amino acids. Gene Ontology annotation, molecular function: G protein-coupled receptor activity; peptide binding. Gene Ontology annotation, biological process: G protein-coupled receptor signaling pathway. The record is from RefSeq and is a predicted model, not a curated record. NCBI's taxonomy places the organism in Eukaryota, Metazoa, Arthropoda, Malacostraca, Decapoda, Penaeidae. Gene Ontology annotation, cellular component: membrane. The transcript is spliced from 8 exons.
AUGGGUAUUGUGGGGGAAACGGAGAUGGUGCUGAGCCAGCUGAUUCUCAAGUACUUCCAGAACGCGUUUCAAUCCGAGAUCUGGACGCCAGCGGUGAUUCAGCGAGUGGUCACGUUGGCAAUCCUGAUGUUGCUGAGUUUACUGGGCAACACGAUCGUCAUUGCUGUGCUGACCUGCUCACGGACCCGCUGCGCCGCCUCCCGAGUCAACGUUUUCAUUAUCCACCUGGCUAUCGGAGACCUGGCCGUGUGCCUCAUCACGAUGACGGGAGAAAUACUGUUUGAGGUGUUCGGCGAGUGGGUGCUCGGCGGGAUCGCCUGCAAGGUCGUGACCUACUCGGAGAUCGUCAGCCUCUCCUCCACCACCUUCCUCCUGAUGGUGAUGUCGUGGGACCGCUACGUCGCCAUCUGCCGCCCGCUCGACUUCACCAUCUCGGCGAGGCGCGCCAGGAGCCUCAUCUUCGGCGCCUGGUCCCUCGCCUUCGUCAUGGCCAUUCCGCACCUCUUCAUCUUCGUCCAGGUCCUGGAGGGCUACCACCCCGACGGAGCCCCGGUCUACGCGUGUCUGAGCAGAGGCUACUCGCAGGAGUGGCAGAGGAAGCUGAUGUUCACUUGGCUCACGUUCUACAUAUUGCUCCUUCCGUCCAUGGUCAUUACUUACUGCUACGUCUCCAUCGUGAGGGUGGUUUUCAGCCAGAGCAAGGACCAGCAGCUAGAAUUGUCGGGUGAGUGGGUGUCUAUUACAGAAAUGGGGGUUAUUUUUGAACGAACAAAGAAGCCAUACAGGGACUUACGUCAGAAUAGAUGGCUAUGCUGUGCUGCGGAGAUCAAUGCCGAACUCAAAGUCUCUCUCUCGGGCCAAAAUCAAGACAGUGAAAAUGACAUUCUGCAUCAUUCUGACUUUCGUGGCCUGCUGGACACCUUACUUCGUGGUGCACAAUAUCAGGAUAUGACGUCCAUCCCCCUCCACACUCUCAAUCUCCCCAGCUACAAGAUCUCGCAGCCAGUCAUUGUCUUCGCCGAGACGAUGGCUCUGCUGAAUUCAGUCUUGAACCCGAUACUCUACGGGUGUUUCAACCUCCGCCUGAAACAAGGACUCAAAGACGUCUGCUGUCGUGGGUCCUCAGCUGAGAGGAACGUCUGCAUCAACAGUGCUUUCAACUUAAGUGCGUCUCGCAGCGCGUCCACAGCUACUGUGCGAUACUACAGUUGCCGCAACUUCGUCAGAGUGUCACUACCACAUCAGCGCAGCGGCCAAAGAGUCCUUUCCUCUCACUAUGCGCAGCCGGUUCUGUCCUGCCAGCUGUGCAGCCCGUACCCCAGCCCUCGGCCUAGUCCUCGGCCCAGCCCCGUCGGUAGCCCUCGCCCGAGCUUCAGCGACGGUGUGACUCACAGCGCGCUGAUCAGGGCCAAGAGCCAUCACCUGGGAACGCUCACCUACCACGACCUACACUGCGUCACUAACUCGACCGACUGCGUUUAG